AUGGCUCAGCAACUGCUACCGGCUUCGGCUGCGCCCUCUGCCCCCCGCGCCGCCUCGGUCAACGUCGUCCUCGGGUCCAAGGUUGGGCCAUGGCUGACGCAGACCCUGAAGCGCAUUAACAGGGUCAAGCGCUCGCUCAACACCGUCCCGCAACACCAGAGGUGUUUGACCGAGACCCUGUUUUCACCAAACGCCAUCUGGACUCUGGCCUCGCUCAUGCUCCCCGAGGCCCCCGACUCGGUGCUCAAAAAUAAUUCAGAUCCCCUAAUGGAGGGCAUACUCAACUACCAGCUGGUGCACAUCGAAGCCUACAUCGUUUACGUGGAUAUGGUCCUGCGCAACGAGGUGGCUUACAAGUUGACCCCGGACACCAUCGAGGCCCUGAUCGAAUACCACAAGGAGGUCCACUGCGUCAACACCAAAGCGAACAUUUACGACUGGGCCGGAAAAGAGCAGCAGUGUAAAAAGCUGCAUAACGAAUUUAUCCAGGCCAUCAACAAGUACGUUCUUUGCACGCAUGUCUCUGCGCUCGAGGGCCUGGAAGAGGAAGGAGCCGGCGAGCUCCUCAACGGGAAGAGCGAAGAUGUCAAAACCGCCAUCAUGGGCCUCAUAAGGCCCCCGCCGCCCAGCCUACCCGUGGAUAUCAGUAUGUGGUCCCAACCUACAAUCUCGACGUCGCUGCCCGCUCCCGUCGAGUCUUGGAGGGCCCCGUCGUCAAACCCCGGCGUCGUUUCCACGACGGCCGACUCGAAUCACUCCAUCUGGGUGACCACGACCAUGACUGAGUGCCAGCUGCCUUGGCCGACGCCGCCCUUCAGCCAGCCGUUCUCGUCCGCCGGGCACUACUUCAGCUUACCCGUCGUCCUGGGGCCUACAGGCUGCGAUGGUGUACAAACGGAAAGCCCCGCGGCCUCCGCCGGGCUGUGGGGAAACCUGCCCCAGUCCGAGCUCCUUGCGGCUGGGAACACGGCAGCAGCAGCGGAACUCGGCAUCCACGCGCCCGUCGUGUGGAAGCGGUGGGGACGCUCGCCGCCGCUGGGCAGCCUGUCGAGUUCGUUCGCGAAGUCGGUCCAGGCCCCGGCGGCGCGCGGCGGUCGGGCGGCUGGCUGGCGGCUGGCUGGCGGACGAGCUCGCGGGUGA
Gaeumannomyces tritici R3-111a-1 is the source of this 1140-nucleotide messenger RNA. RefSeq lists its product as hypothetical. The coding region runs from base 1 to 1140 and encodes 379 amino acids. NCBI's taxonomy places the organism in Eukaryota, Fungi, Ascomycota, Sordariomycetes, Magnaporthales, Magnaporthaceae. The transcript has 2 exons. The record is from RefSeq and is a predicted model, not a curated record.